This is a messenger RNA of Halichondria panicea, 3926 nucleotides long. RefSeq lists its product as uncharacterized. The record is from RefSeq and is a predicted model, not a curated record. Bases 607 to 3807 code for a protein of 1066 amino acids. Lineage: Eukaryota; Metazoa; Porifera; Demospongiae; Suberitida; Halichondriidae. Gene Ontology annotation, molecular function: protein binding. The transcript has 14 exons.
UAAUAAAAGGGUGGGGCUGGUUCUCUCUGCAUAAUAAAAGGGUGGGGCUGGUUCUCUCUGCAUAACAAGUAGAGGGUGGGGCUGGUUCUCUCUGCAUAAUAAAAGGGUGGGGCUGGUUCUCUUUGCAUAACAAGUAGAGAGUGGGGCUGGCUACUGCAGCCAAUUGAUUUGCACCGUGGUCAAGUAAUAAAUUAUUAUAUCUAGCCAUGAAUCCUUGGUUUAAGAAGAGGAAAGUUUCAGGUAAGGGAGAGUGCAUGGCACUGCAUAUUGAAUGACACUGCAUACUUACAUGUAUAAUAAUUGCUAUAAUCAUUAAUAAAUUGAUGGUUAAGUUCUACAAGUCUCCUCUUCACCAGCCAUCACCGUCUGUCUUUCCAUUGGGGGUCACCACGUACUAUCUCUCCUCCAGUCACAAAACCAUCUCUCCUGUGUUACAAAUUUUUCUAAGGUAGAACGUGAUUAAUUAGUAGGCGUGGCACGUCAAAAGGGGGCGUGGUCUUCAAAAAUUCGGCGCUGCGCGCCGGGUGAAUUUCUUGUCCGCGAGAAAGAACCCCCCUUUCUUAAAUCCUGGAUCCGCCCCUGUGUCUAGUCUAUCAACAAUCAACAAUGGGUAAUCUUCUGGCACUAGCACUCGACUCACUCAGACAACAACCUCCUACCUCUGAAUCUCCUGAGUACCAAGCAUUUAGAGAAUGUUAUGAUCUUCUAGUGAACAAUGUGACAGUACAGAUUGGUGAGAUCUGUAAUUCCCUAUUUGCUGAGGGCUACAUAACCGAGACGGUUCGAGACUACACAAGAACGGAUGGAAUUCAAAACUUGAAAAAAGCUCAACAAUUGGUCGACUCGGUUAGUGAUGGGAUUAAAACUAACCCUAAUAUUUUCUAUGGAUUUAUUGCGAUACUCGAAGCCAAAGGUCCAUUCAAUGAUGAUAUUGUACGAAUUCUGCAAAAAACCUAUCUAGAAGUAUGUGAUCAGGAACAAAUUCAACCUAAUCAAGAUGUGAUUGACCUACACCAAGCUGACUACCCAGCUGAACUAUCAGGUGAUGGUGACGUGUCUCUUGGAGAUGAGUCAUUUCAUUCUGCCAUUGAUGAUCGAGAUGUCUCUUCCCAACAAUUCUUUUCUAAAGAAGGUUGCCCCAGCAAGACAAUAUCUCUCGAAGCUAGAUCUACCAACCUCUUCCCUUAUCUUGAUGUUACUGGUCUUGAUGAUGAAGAUGUCGUUGAUUUAGAAGGAAGAUUGUUAUCCGAUACAAGAGAAAUUGCGAUAAACUUUUCAAAGUUCUCAUUGUGUAUUAGGAAGUCAUUGGAAGCACGAGAUUUACAUUUGGACAAGUUACAAGAUUGUGUAUUGAGUGUUUUAGUUCUUCCGAAAGAUCAAAGAGUGAGUGCACUUGAUUCUGAGCACAAAGAGAAGAUUUUUACCGCAAACAGCCUUGCUAAAGUUUUCUCCAUACUUCGAAUGUACAACUAUAUCUCAUUCUUAAACUACCAAAUCAUCGAGCUGCUCAUUCAACAAUAUGGUUCCGCUGACGAUCACAACCUGCUUGAGAAAUAUCUUGAAGAUUUGAAAACCUUCUGCCAAAGAAAUGUGUUUGAAGUUCCUUUAUCUGCUUUUUCAUCAUGCAGGUCUCGUAAGACGGCCAAAGUGUUUGCACUCAAAUGUACAGAGCCGACAUUAACACUGCAGGGAGUUCGAGUGAUGCAAAACAAAUUUGCUAAAAUCUUAGGCCUGGAAUUUAAUGCCUUACAACUUUGCUCCGUCAAGAAGGGUUGUGUUGAAUUACACUUCCUGGUUUCCGCAGCUGUUGCUGAGCAUAUCUUCCCAUUGUCCCCUUCUCAACAGUUGGCACUCAGUGAGAUUGGAGCGAGGCUUCUCCCAUUUGACAAAGCUUUGGAAAAAGAAAAUAAGAAGCAGGACGAAGAUGUUGAACCUCAACCAACCCCCACUCGUGGAGAGACGCUGCCUAAGUUAUCCCACACACAAGAACGACAACAAUCCACCAUAGCUGAGGAUGUAGAGCCACAACAAUCCCUUACACGUGAGCAGUGGCGACCCCCAACACCUGAAGAUGGACAAAUCCCCAUACCUGAGGAUUUGGAACCGCAACGAUUCCUCACACCACCUUGUACGCCUGAGAAUAAAUUAGAGCCGCAACAAUCUGUAAAUUCUGAGAAGUGUUACUCACCUCCUGGUGUGUCCUUAAAUGUGAAAUCUGUGAAGAAAAAUAAGGAUGGUAACACUCCACUCCAUGUUGCCUGUGAGAAAGGUCACACUGAGACUGCCCAGUUGCUGAUUGACAAGGGAGCGGACAUAAACGAGUUGAACAGGAAAGAGAAUACACCACUCCUUAUUGCCUUAGAGGAAGAACACACUGAGACCGCCCAGAUGCUGAUUGACAGGGGAGCAAAUGUGAACAAGUGGAACAAGGAAUGUAUUGCUCCACUCCAUGUUGCCUUGGAGAAAGGCGACGCUGAUACUGCCCAGUUACUGAUUGACAAGAGAGCAGAUGUGAACAUGUGGAACAAGGAAGGAAAUACCCCACUCCAUACCGCCUUAAAGAAAGGCCAUAUGGAAACUGCCCAAUGGCUGAUUGACAAAAAAGCAGAUGUUAACAUGUGGAACAAGGAAGGGAAUACCCCACUCCAUGUUGCUUGCGAAGGAGGGUACAUUGAGACUGCCAAAUGGCUAAUGAAUAGGGGAGCAAACACGAGAUGGUUUAACAUGGAUGGGAAGUCACCUCUUGUUGUUGCUUGUGAGAAAGGCCACGCUAAGAUUUCCCAGUUGUUGAUUGACAAGGGAGCAGAUGUGAACAGGUGGAACGUGCGGGAUGGAAAGUCACCACUCCUUGCUGCCUGUGAAAAUAGAGACACUGCGACUGCUCAAUUGUUAAUCGACAAGGGAGCACAUGUAAACAAAAAGAAAAGGGAUCAUGGGAAGUCACCGCUUGUUGUUGCCUGUGAGAAAGGCCACACUGAUACUGCGCGGUUACUGAUUGACAAGGGAGCAGAUGUGAACAGGUGGAACCUUCAGGAUGGAAAGUCACCUUUCCUUGCUGCCUUUGAGAAUGGCCACACUGAGACUGCCCAGUUGCUCAUUGAAAAGGGAGCGGAUAAAAACAAAAAGAAAGAGAAGUCACCUCUUACUGCUGCUCGUGAGAAAUGCCACACUAAGACUGCCCAUUUGCGAGGAGCAGAUAUGAACGACUGUAACAGGGAUGGGAAUUUACCUCUUGCUGCUGUCUGUGAGGGAGGUGAUCACACUGAAACUGCCCAGUUGCUGAUUGAUGGGGUGGAAGAUGUGAACAAGCAUAACACGUUACCAAUUAGUCAGACGUUUUUUUCUAUUUCCUCGUCUGCACAAGUUGAACAACUUGAUACCUUAAAUGAUGUUACUGGUCGACCUAGACAUACAUACAAGAUGCCAUCAAGUAAAAAUUCUGCACCUGUCAAGUGCAGCUCUCGUUUUCGAAGCCAAGGUUUUAAUCAGUGUACAUUACGCUACCUCCCUCGUGUACUACAUGCACUCUUUUAUAAAACUCACCCGAAAGCUCCUCUUCAAAAAUAUUCAAGUACCUUACGCCCUUUUCAAAAGACAAUUAGUUUAUGUCACUCCAUCUCUUCUCCCCUUCGAUGUGCAGUGCUUCGUAAUGCUCAACUUCAAAAGUAUCGCCGUUUUCGAAAGAAAAUUGGUUUACGUCACUCCAAUUUAUACCCCAAAUGUUCUUCCCUUCGCAGUGCUUCCUUCACUCUCCUCAAUCGGCUCCAAGCUAAACUCAGAAAGCAGUCACAUUCUCGUCGAUUAUGAUAGCUUUAAUUUUGCAUAACAGACUAUACAUGUACUUUGUGAUUUUACCGUGUGAGUAUAUAUACUGUUCAACUUGUGUAGCAUAUUUGUAGCACAUUGUAAUUAUACACUAAAUUAGA